Cucurbita moschata (crookneck pumpkin) is the source of this 1070-nucleotide messenger RNA. RefSeq names its product chromatin remodeling protein EBS-like. The transcript has 5 exons. The coding region runs from base 238 to 888 and encodes 216 amino acids. Gene Ontology annotation, molecular function: chromatin binding. The record is from RefSeq and is a predicted model, not a curated record. NCBI's taxonomy places the organism in Eukaryota, Viridiplantae, Streptophyta, Magnoliopsida, Cucurbitales, Cucurbitaceae.
GCGCCAAUCAGUGUUGACUUUGUCCUGCGUCUGGAAGUAAAGUUUUGGCCUUGGCAUAUGCCGCCACGUGACCAGCAGAUCCACUCCUCCGCCGGACAUUUUCCUCAGCUGGACUCCGGCGAUUCAUUUUCCGGCCAACUUCUCUCUUCUCCCACCUUUUCUCUCUUCCUUCCAUUAAUUCCGCUCCAACUUCUCUCCAUUUCCUCCUCCAACUUCUAAUUCCAGGGCUCGCUUUUGAUGGCCAAACCCAAGGCUCCGAGGCAAACCCUAGAUUCCUACACUGUCAAACGCAUCAACAAAACCAUUAAAGCCGGCGACUGCGUGCUUAUGAGGCCCUCUGAACCCUCGAAACCGUCGUAUGUGGCCAAGAUUGAGAAGAUUGAGGCGGAUUCUCGCGGGGCCAAUGUGAAGGUCCAUGUUCGCUGGUAUUACCGGCCGGAGGAAUCGAUUGGGGGUCGGAGACAGUUUCAUGGCUCGAAGGAGUUGUUUCUCUCCGACCAUUACGACGUUCAAAGCGCAGAUACCAUCGAGGGAAAGUGUACGGUGCAUACAUUUAAGAAUUAUACCAAGCUUGAUGCUGUUGGGAAUGAGGACUAUUUUUCCCGUUUCGACUAUAAUUCCGCUACUGGGGCUUUCACUCCCGAUCGAGUGGCUGUAUAUUGCAAAUGUGAGAUGCCUUAUAAUCCCGAUGACCUAAUGGUUCAGUGCGAGAGAUGCAGUGAUUGGUUUCAUCCUGCUUGUAUAGAAAUGUCUGCAGAAAAAGCUAAAAAACUUGACCACUUCUUCUGUGAAAGUUGUUCUCCAGAGGGUCAAAAGAAGUUGCAGAAUUCACAGUCUACAUCUAAAAUUGCAGAGACAAAGGUGGAUUCGAAACGACGACGGAGGUGAUGAUAGUGUAAAUAAACAAAAUACAUUGACUUAGAGUCGUUAAGAACCAAAGCUUCGAAAUUCCUAAUGAGUUGGAACAACUGCAUAGAUUUAGGAUCAUGUAAAUACUACCUACUGUGUGUGUCCAGAUUCAUUUCUAGAAGAGGGACUGGUUUGAAAUGUAUUGAAGUUCUUUUAUUUGA